Messenger RNA from Didymodactylos carnosus, 465 nucleotides. The record is from the annotation of a GenBank genome assembly. Lineage: Eukaryota; Metazoa; Rotifera; Eurotatoria; Philodinida; Philodinidae.
AUGCUUUCAACAUCGAUUCUCAAUCCAGAUAAACGUGCCAGUUUAGCAUCACAAUGCUCGAAAACAAUAACGCAAUAUAAAUAUGAUUUAAUGAUGUUAACAAUAGCUACGGGAGAAAAUAUUAUCCGAGGACACUUACAAAAAUUUAAUGAUCUUAAAGAAAAAUUUACAUUACUUCAUCAUGAUAAUCUACAAGUAUCGACUGAUCAAUUUGUCAAAGCAAUUGAAGAGCGUGCAACAAUGAUGGGAAAACGAAAAGAUUGGAUCCGAUAUUACAAAGCUGACAUAUUAGAAAGUGAGAAAAAGCUUGUUAUUAGCACUCGACUUGGUACAGCAACCGUAUUAAUUGAUAAAGAUGUCGAAAAAAUAGCAUGUGAUGUUAAAUUAAUUCAUUCAGUUACGUUAGGUCCACUUCAAGAAUGUGAUGUUGAUGUGACAGCACCAUUCUCAACAGCGGACCCAUGA